Messenger RNA from Lichtheimia ornata, 864 nucleotides. RefSeq lists its product as uncharacterized. Gene Ontology annotation, biological process: carbohydrate metabolic process. The transcript is spliced from 4 exons. NCBI's taxonomy places the organism in Eukaryota, Fungi, Mucoromycota, Mucoromycetes, Mucorales, Lichtheimiaceae. The record is from RefSeq and is a predicted model, not a curated record. Gene Ontology annotation, molecular function: hydrolase activity, hydrolyzing O-glycosyl compounds. The coding region runs from base 1 to 864 and encodes 287 amino acids.
AUGUUCGCAUUCAUCAUACUUGCAUUGUACUUUUCUUGCAUUCAUGCACAGCAUUUCUACGGCGUCGAUUAUGGUGUAGAUCCUAUAACAUGUCCAACGUUGGAAGAUAUGACCAAUGACUUUGCCAUAUUGCAUCAAUACACCGAUCGUAUUCGUAUCUUUGGUGCUGACUUAUGCAACCAAGCUGAGUUGGCAUUACAGGCCACACAAUCCUUGGGCAUGCGACUCUAUCUUGGUAUUUGGAUUGAUGAGCAUCCAGAGACGUUCGAUAAAGAAUUCGCCAGCUUGCAACGAGCUAUCGAGCACCACAAUCUGGACAAUGUGGAUGGCAUCAUUGUUGGCUCAGAAGUGCUUUAUCGUGAAGAUCAAAGUCUAGGUUACCUUAUUGAUCGUAUUCGCCGUGUGAGGAACGCAAUGCAAGGAUACAAUAUACCCAUUACUUCGGCGGAUACUUUCAACAAAAUCACACCUGAGCUUGCCAAUGAGAUUGAUUUUGUCAUGAUCAAUGUAUUUCCAUAUUGGGAGGGUGUAUCCAUUGACAAUGCCGCCAAUACAGUCCUGGAUCAUUAUCAUGAAGCAGUGAAUAAAGCCAGUGGAAAGGUUGUCAGGAUAUCCGAAACAGGAUGGCCUACUGCAGGAGCCAAUUACAUGGAAUCAGUGCCAUCUCCUGAGAACCAACAAAGGUAUAUGCGAGAGAUCUUGUGUCGUACACAACAAGCAGGGAUCGACAUGUUGUGGUUUUCAGCCAUUGAUGAGCCAUACAAGAAUGAUGUGGAAGGACAUUUUGGAUUUUUACAUGCCCAAGAUCGUACCCUCAAGCCUGCUUUACGCAUUCAGCAACAAGAUUGGAACGGACCAUGCUGA